Messenger RNA from Pestalotiopsis fici W106-1, 981 nucleotides. RefSeq lists its product as uncharacterized. The coding region runs from base 1 to 981 and encodes 326 amino acids. The record is from RefSeq and is a predicted model, not a curated record. Gene Ontology annotation, molecular function: 4-hydroxy-tetrahydrodipicolinate synthase activity. The transcript has 8 exons. Lineage: Eukaryota; Fungi; Ascomycota; Sordariomycetes; Amphisphaeriales; Sporocadaceae.
AUGGGCAGGACAUUGAGACCUGGUGUUUACGGGCCUCUGCCUACAUUUUUCACUGACAGUCAAGAAAUUGAUUAUGUGAGCUAUAAGAAACAUCUAUUGAAUCUUGCCACCCUGGGAAUCGUACCGGUCUGCGCAGGCUCGCUGGGAGAAGCAGUUCAUUUGGACCCAGAAGAGAGAGUGGAACUGAUCAAGUUCAUCAGAAACACACUUGACGAGAAUGGUCUCGCUGAAACUCCCAUAGUAGCUGGCGUCGGCGGUUCCAGUACGAGGGAAACGAUCAGAUUAGCCACAGCGGCUGCACAAGCCGGGGCAGACGCUGGUCUGGUUAUAUUACCUGCAUAUUAUGCUGCAAGUUUGAAUACAGACCACGAACAGAUUAUCCAGUACUAUGUCGAUAUAUGCAAUGCAUCUCCAAUUCCCUUGUUUCUCUACAAUUUUCCUGCAAACUCGGCGGGCUUGGACAUGUCAUCGGCCAUAAUCGAAGCGGUUAUUCUGCAAACUUCAAACUUGUGUGGCGUCAAGUUGACAUGCGGAGGUAGCAUUGCCAAGCUCGUCCGCCUCAAGGCCACCAUUGACUCGACUCCAUCGAUCAAUUCGUCGCGGCCGUAUCCCUUUUUGCUCCUCGACGGACUCAUCGCGGAUCUGACCCCUUGGAUGCAGUGCGGAGGGCACGGCACCGUCAGCGGCAUCCCCAACUUUGCCCCUGCAGCCUCCAUGAGGCUGUGGGCUUUGCUGAACAAGGCUAGCUUGAGCCCGGAUGAGCAGCGCGAGGCAAGUCGGAUACAGGCAAUCUUGUCCAACGCAGACGUUGCGGCCGUGCCUGCAGGAGUGCGCGGAAUGAAGUACGUUUUGAACAAGCGUCAUGGAUAUGGAAUUUCUCCCAGACGACCAAUGCUGCCGUUGAAGAGCGAGGAGGGCGAGGGUCUCAUGUCACAAUUUGCGCAAAUGUUUGAAUUGGAGGCCGAAUAUGCCACUAGAUAA